Orbicella faveolata is the source of this 2115-nucleotide messenger RNA. RefSeq lists its product as uncharacterized. NCBI's taxonomy places the organism in Eukaryota, Metazoa, Cnidaria, Anthozoa, Scleractinia, Merulinidae. The record is from RefSeq and is a predicted model, not a curated record.
AUAAGCAAAAGUAUAUUAAAAAUACAAUAAAGGACUUGAUUCUUAAUUGAGGUUAAAAAGCGUGCUAUUUUUGGCAUUACAAGACAUGUCAACUUGUUGAUGGUCACCCUGUCAAACAUAUAAAACGGAAAAUAGAGAAAGCUCUUGUGCGCUGCUAGUUGGUGAUUGAGUUAAGGUGUACAUUUCGCUUGAUCCGCUGAAAUCCAGUAACCACGAGUGUCGCAUUAUAUGACGCGAUGUUUGAAAUUCUAUUUUGUCGCUGUCAACUUGAAGACAAUUAGAAUUUUAAAUUUUGUCCUUCGCCCUGUGGUGGUCUCUAGAAACAAUCUGCCUAAUUUGUUUGCAUAGGUGAAAGAAGUUAUUUUUGAGUUUAAUCGUGGAGAUCGAGUUUCUGUGACCUUCUCUGCGACAUGAAGUCUCUGGAGGCAGCGAUUCUUAUGGCCAGAUGGUUUGCAAGGAGUCAAUAAGCCUAGAAUUCCCCACGAAUCGCCGAAUAUCCAGAGAUGCAUGUUCAUUUCCUUCUCAUUCUUGCCGUGAUCAGCUUGAUGAAAAGAGCCUCUGCAAACUGUUCAAAAAAUAACACAGCAGGCGAAAACAGUCAAAUUGAGAUGAAUGCCCAGAAGGGCGAACUCGCAAGUCCUGGCUAUCCAGAAUUCUUCACUGACGAUAUUCAAUGCACGUGGUAUAUCUACGUGGCAAGAAAAUACUCUAUUGAACUGGAAUUUAUAUUCUUCGACUUUGGAAACUCGCAGCCAUGCUCUACGACGGAGGACGAAAGUUAUCUAGAAGUGCGUGACGGCGUGCACCGUGACAGUCAGCAGCUUGGAUUGUUUUGUGGUCACGCAAGACCUGAGAAGAUUUCUACUAUUGGAAGUCAAAUGCGGGUGAGCUUCAAAGCAAGUCGAUAUAGGUCAGUGAAGUUCAAAGCGACAUACAGAGCUGUGAGAGAUUCUCCACCAAUAGUACUUGUUAUUGCCGGUGUGUCUACCAUUGUUGGUUUAAUGAUGAUCUUGUUGUUAUUAACUCUUUACUUGAAAAGAAAGAGAAGAAAUUGUGACGAAGAAAACACUAAUGAAUGUCAAAACCAAGAAAAUGAACAGAACCGCCCUAGCGGUGCAUCGGCUACACAAGAGGAACACAUAGAUCUUCAGUUUUCUCCGGUGGUGGAAAGAACAAACACGCGCAAGCAAUCAUUUUCAGAGCAAGAGUUAGGGACUUCAUGCUACAAAAAUCAAAGGAAACAAUCGCAAUCGCACGGCACUUUAGCGCGGGAAAAUCUUGCGCCUGUUGUGGAGUAAAGAGUUCAUCCAACGAAUUGCGGGGAACUAGUGAACAAUAGAUAUUCAUCCCCACUGUCUCAGCCUGGGCAGCAAGAGGUGGUGAAGGGAAUCCUGAUGGCAGACGAAAGUUGAAAGAGAGCGAGAAUUAUGAACUGUGAGACCUAAAUAAUUUUACAUAAACGUUUCAACACUAACACGCUCGGUCACGAAUGAUCAAGACUACACGUGAUAAACAAGAAAAGUACAACAGCAGGUUCCUACGCGGAAUGAGAAAAUUCUUCGAUAAGAAUCCCAUCUUCAUUUCAAUCUUGCUGUCAGCCGAUUACUUCAUUGAUGUUGCUAAGCAACACAUUUGGUAAGCUAGAUAAGACUGAAAGUAGCGAGUAAGCGCACAGUAUUACAAGACUUACAAGAAUCGGGAUGGCUCAAGUGCUUCAUUUUGCAACGAAAAAUGGCAAAAGUGCAGAUGAAUAUUAUAAAUAUUACUAAAAGUAAGAACAACCGAUAGAUGAAAAAAAAAAAAACAUUAUAUGUUCGCGCCUGGUGUGGUGCAGUCACAAGGAGUGACAUUAUCUGUAGAGUAGCCUGGCUACACACUUCAAGUCAAGAUGGCAUGUCUUCUGUAAUUUUCUUUUAUUGAAAAAAAAAAACAAAAAAUGUCCUUACAUUUAACACCUUUUGAUUAAUUUGUUCUUUGAAUCCGUACUGUUCGAGUCUGUAAAUGAAAUCAUUCAGUCCGACCACUUGAUCGCCAUAAAUUGUACGGAUAGUAGGUCAUAUUCGUAUUCUCGGUAUUGAACUGGAACUAGCUUGCAAUGGAGGCUCAUGGGGCGGA